AUGGAGUCCUUCCACGUCUUUGACACGCACGCAGCAGAUUCCGAGGCCCUCGCCAGCUUCAUUCACGAUCUUGACAGCGGCACUGUGGUACUCAUGGGUGUGAAGGAUGAAGCUUCCAGCAACAUGAGUGCUGCUGCCAAAGAUGCUAUCAAAACAUGCGGCGCAAAUUUGAUUGACAGUCUGUCGUAUCGUGGAUCGUAUGCGCUUGUUGGCGUGAAGGAUGGAGCCGCAUUGGCUGAGCAGGCCUUUGCAGAUGGUGGUCCAUUUGCCAUUGCCACAGCGCUCUACAGUCAGACAAUCAGUCACAACGUGACGGUUACAAGUACCUCCAGGAGCAACGGGAACCUUGUGCAGUUCGAAGUGGACGGCCACGUGCUGAAUGUUGCAACCGGUCGUGGCAUGAACAUUGCAGUGGUUCGGCCUGGAGGUUUCUUGGACUCCUUCAACGUCUUUGACACCCACGCUGCAGGAUCAGAGGCGCUUGUUUCUUUCAUUGCCAGUCUCGGCAGUGGCUCACUGGUUCUUGCUGGAGUGCGUGAUGAGGCUUCCAGCAACAUGUCUGCUGCAGCCAAAGAUGCGAUGAGGAUGUGUGGAUCCACCCUGAUUGACAGCCUGUCCUAUCGCGGCUCGUAUGCCUUAGUUGGAAUCAAAGAUGGUCCUGCCCUGGCAGAGCAGGCGUUCGUGGAUGGCGGACCGAUUGCGGUGGCAACAGCAAUUUACAGCGCUGAAAGCCUGCCAGCAAUCACCACAAGCCCCACAACCACGACGACAACCACCACAACAACAACUCGUGCCACCCCAUUUUGCUCCAUGCUUACCUGCCCUGCGGGGUUGGUGCUGAAGCGUGGCAGUAUGUGGAGCAUGCGCAGCAUCAAUGAGACUGACUGCUGCGCAGCAGCGGCAAAAGGCAUGGCAGACGUUGGUGUGCGAAGUGCUGGCUUUGCAGAUGGAAACGAAGCAAUCUUCUUCGCUAACGGCGUCAACUUUUAUUCUGGGCCGAGUCGCGGCAUGACUGUUGUCACAGUGCGGCCUGAUGGAACCCGCAAAGAUUCUGCGACCUUCGACACGAUGAGGGACGGGUCCGAUGCAUUGGCUGCUUACAUCGCUGGCAUCGAGGAUGGUACUAUGGUGCUGAUUGGGGCACGUGAUGAGGCUUCGAUCAACCUUACUGCCACGGCCAAAGCAGCGAUCAAGACUUGUGGUGCAACCAUGAUUGACAGUCUUUCAUUCAGAGCUUCUUAUGCGUUGGUGGGUAUGAAAGGCGGACAGGCCCUGGCUGAAGACCUGAAGAAGACAACAGAAGGUUAUGCUGUGGCUGUGGGCCAAAUGGAGGUAGUCAUUUCUGUCGAUGCCAACAAACCUGUUUGCGAUGCCAGUGUGCCAGUCCCUCCAGUGUCAGGUUACGUGUCUCAGGGCAACCUGAACCUGGAUGCAGGAUGCCGCUACAACCUGUAUGAGAAAGCUCAAGCAACGCAAUGCCUGCAAGGAAGCUGGAUUGUGAUGACUGGCUCCUCAAACACCUUGCUUGAGUUUGGGAACCUUAUCAAUUUUCUGGCUCCUGAUGAGUACCACAUCCAGCGGGACGGCGAGAUGAUUGGUGCUUCUGCCGUUGCAGAUGUUGUGAUCGAGAAUGGAAAGGUCACCCACUGGGCAGUCGUCAGCAACCAGCUGCCUGAAUGCAGGCAGGUUGACAUCACUCUGGCGAAUCAAAAUCGAGCCGCCUGCAAGACAGCAAUCGAAAAUUUGCUGGUUCAAGCACCUGCAUACAGUCCCGGAUCGAUUCGCAUAACUAUGUUCAUCUCCUUCUUCUGGUACCGGACAUCUCUUGCAUUGGAAGUGGUUGGUGAGGAUACCUUGUGGAGCACUGCCCAGGUCGCUGUGGUGACACAGGUGGGAGCCUGGUACAACGUUUGCAGCGUCACCAAGGAGGACUACUGUCCUAGGCAGGAGCUCCUGGACAUGGACAGAGAUCCAGCAAUCCAAGUCUUCAAGGAUGAGAUGGAGGAGGUUUUCGUUCUGAUGGACAGCUUCUGCACAGGUGGUGGGCGAGCUGCCGUACUUGGCUGCAAUGUACAGACGAUCUCAUGGACCAACGGUGUGCGGGACAAUGAGAACUUCCAGGUCAUGAAUGCUUACAUCGAACAAGCCAUGGCCAGUCGGCAGUCCUCAUCCUUCCGUUUGAUUGACUUCUUCAGACUUGGCGGUGCCAUGCCAGAAGAGGUGGUCAAUGGCCAUGGAUCCCAGAUGUUGAACCUUUGGGUCUGGACCGUUAUGCUCAACUCAAUGUGCCCUGCAGAUCUCGCAGCGCGUGGCAGCUACGCCGUGUGGGAAGGAAACCUUUGCUCCGGAACAGAGGCACGCUUUGAGAACUGCCCAGACUAUUACCCGAGCUGCUUGGACGGGCCGCGCUGUGAGAAAUGGGAAUGCAUGAACAGCGUCCCUUGCACUUUGACUGCCGGAGAUCCUCCGAUGGCAGGGGACACGGAAGGCCUCUGCUCCGACCCCGUGAACAUCACUGGCUUUCUGACCGCUCCAAUUCUCAUGGACGAACUUACAGACUUGGAUGCUUGUCACAGAGGAAGUCUUCGGAUCCGUUUGUGGUGUUGGCAGGACGUCGAAUGGUUGUUACCACUGCUCAGCGUCUGUGCAGCGAUAGUUGCUGAAGCAGCCCAGUAUGCUUGGGAGAAAUACGGGUCAAAAAAGACUGAAAGCGCUGGCAAGGGGUCCAAGAAGCCAGAAAGUGCGGAAGCGAAGGGCGAUUCUCUGCCUGCGGCGGCAGCGGCGGUGGCUGAUGCCUCGGCUGUUGCUGUGAAAGUUCACGAUGAGCCUAGUGCCAUGCCAGAGGUGCAAGGAGAGAGCCAGACAGACGGAGCUGAGAAUCCAAAGUCAAGAGCCGCCACUGGUGAGCUGGCUGAUUUGACUGACAUUGCCGCCGUACCCUCUGCACCGUCACCAAAGAAAUCGAAAAGCCACUACUCCCUUGCAGCAUCUGCUGCUGCCUCAGACGCCCAUGGUGAGCUGACGGACGUGGUGUCUGCCGCCCCCUCCAAAAAGAAGACAAAGAGCCACGUGGAGCUGGACGUCAAGUCGGAAGCUGCGCUGGAGAACAAAGGGAAGAGUGAGGAGAAGGGAGAAAAGAAUGAAGAGGAAGUUCCAGUCAAGAUGCAUCUGCCUCCUGCAGAGCCUGCAGAGGCUCAAAAGGUAGAGACUUCUGCAGACAGGUUGGCGCAGCUUAUGCAGACACGAAAAGCUGGCAACAAGUACCCGCUUGGCCUUGCAAGAUUUAUGGGUUCAACUCACGUUGUCCUGGGUCACCUCUUCGCAAAGGGAGUGACGCACCCUGUUUACUUCUUUGGAUGGGGCUUUACAUGGGUGCCUUGGUUCUUCAUGCUCUCUGGCUUUGUGCUUUUCUCCGCCUAUCUGAAGAAUCCGAAGGAGGAGACAAUGAUUCAGUACGUUCUGCGCAGGAGCACUACGAUUUACCCAUUAUACGCCUUCUCCCUGAUUCCGGCCUUCAUCAUGCAGAAGAGCUUCGGAACCAUGUCUGCCGAGUGGCCAACCUUGCUUGCACAAUCUUUCUUGCUACAGGCAUGGUGGCCAACUUUCACAGAGAAUGCGCUGCAGAUGCAUUGUUGGUUCCUUAGUUGUAUGGUCGUCUAUUGGUUCUUCUUCAAACCGUUGGCCUACGUCCUGAAGAACAUUACUUUGCUGAAGACAAGCCUGUUGAUGGCUUUCUUCUUCUUUCUGCCUUGGCUUCUGGUCUUGAUUCCGGUGAUGGCCAACCAGCCCGUUGAUUGGUACAAGGAGCAUGUCUUCAACCGCACCGACACUGCCCUGAACAUUGGUGUUGUGAUGCUGAAGUUCCAUCCAGUUUGCUACUUCCACGUCUUCAUUUUGGGCAUGUUGUUGGCCAAGCUCAGACAGCUUCUUGACAAAAAGGCCGUGGCUUGUGGUCAUGCUGCAGACUCCUUUCGAAAUCCAUACCUCAUUGCACUGCAAUUUGUGGCACCGCUCGGCUAUUUGUUCUUGAUCCUGGUCUUCAGUGUCGAGGGCUUUGAGGCUAAGCUCUGGGGCUACAAGCUCUCUGCCAGAAUCUCCGUGCUUCUGCCCUUUCAAGCCAUGAUAUUAUUUGGGUUGGCGGGGUUGCCGAGCCUUCCACUGCCACUCUUCUCCUACGCCUUCUCGAAAUUGGACUUCCUUGAGAACUAUUCAUAUGCCGUGUACGUCUUCCAGUUCCUGUGCUAUGCGGUGUGGCCGCAAACUGGUCUUGUAAACAUGCCGCUCUUCAUGAUCUUCACCUAUGCAUCGGCAGUCGUCAUUGCACGAGGCAUUCAACAGCCCAUCCAGAAAUGGUGGGCAUCUCAUACCACCUCGCGACUGUUCGUGCCAUUCAUUCUUGCUGCCUGUCUCGUUGGCUUCAGUUUCCUUCCAGAUCCAGCGGCUGAUUCAAGCAUGCCAGACAUCCCAGCUCAGCAAUGGAUUGACGAUCGUACCAAAGACAUGCGCCUGGAGUUAUCUGACGCAGAAGGCCAGCACCUGGGAGCUAUGGUUAUCAACCCGUCGUUGGUUAUUGCUGAUGAUCAGGUCAUUGUUGUUGCAAGGCGGCACAGGAGAGAGACCACGCAGAGCAAUGGUCGCUUCAGUGGUCCAGAAGGAGAGGGAGAUGCGGUUUUCAUCAACCAGAUUUGGCACUCGGAUGUGCUCAUUGGCAGCCGUCCUUUGGAUGCCGCGCUGUGGGAGCAAUGGCCUUCCCAAGGCCUCAGCCCUUUGGCCGGCCUGCCCGUGCAGAUUUGGAGCGGCCUCCGAACUUCUGAAGGUGGCAGGUGGGAGGACUUAUGCAUUGGUGAGACGUGGAUUGCCAGCAACAACACGUUGAUUCGCCAUAUCGUCACUGGUCCUGAGGAUCCGAAGGUUGUGAGUCGCGCCGAUAAAUUGACGCUGGCCUUUGAUUCGAAGCCUCCCCAUGGUGGUGAUACUUCCAUUUGUCGUAAAAACAAUCAAGGUUUUGCAGAUGCUGUGACUCAGAUGUACCUGUCCGAAGGAGUCAAUCAUGCAGAGCUCGGAACUCCCACGGCUGCUUUCCGGCUGACAUAUGGACAAACGGAUGUUGCGGAGAAGAACUGGAUCCCAUUCGUGUACCAAGAUUCCACGUAUUUCAUAUAUACUCCACUCCCGCACGUUGUGCUCUCAUCAGAAAGCAAUGGCGAGAGUGAGAAGGUCUUCAGCACAACUUUCCGGCCGCUGCAGCGUGUUAUCCAAGAAAAUCCUCACGUCAGGAUCCGAGGUUCAGCGCAAGCAGUGUUCGUGAACAACACGAAGGCAACGCCCAGCCUUGCACGGCCACACUACCUGGCCUUGUUGCACAUUUUCGACACCUCUACUGGAAGAUAUGCCCACCAUGCGUACCGCUUUGGUGCUGAGCCGCCCUUCAUGAUGCUCCAGGUCUCGUCUCAGCUGCCCUUGACAGAGGCGGCAGCCACUCCAGGUGGUGUGCCUUUUGCCUUUGCAAGUGGCCUUGCAGUGCACAAGAACACCGUUGCCAUCACCUACGGCGCAGGAGACCGUGACGCCAGAGCAUUGGUAUUGACUUUAGACAGGCUUGACGAGAUGUUUGCGUGCUCUGCCUAUGCUGAUGAUGCCUGA
This is a messenger RNA of Symbiodinium pilosum, 5643 nucleotides long. NCBI's taxonomy places the organism in Eukaryota, Dinophyceae, Suessiales, Symbiodiniaceae. The record is from the annotation of a GenBank genome assembly.